AGGCCAAAUGAGUGGGGCCCUAUAAAGAGCAACAGAACACAAGCCAGGCUUUAUCCUGCUUGACUGUCCCGCUCACUUAGACCUCACAGGAAACUCCCGACUCCACCAGCCCUCCAGCACACUCCCUCAUUAUCACUCACCCCACUUUUUUCUACUUUCACACAGUCCCGCCAACUGCGCUGAGUCUGACCAGAGAGGAUGGCUGCGUCCAUGUGGAGAAUGAAUGGGCUCUGGAGAAGGAUGGCUGGACUUCUUCUGCUCUGUGCUCUGUUGCUCAGCAAUGAGGUGAUGUGUCAGAAUGAAACCACAUCUACUACUUCAUCCCUCAAUACAGUGGUAAGCUCUACAGCUCCAGGUUCUCCAGCUUCAGGUGCUCCAACUCAAACUCUAAAGCCUGCACAUCCAGCCCAAGAUGUAAGUAAUUCUCCCGCUUCUGGACAAUCUGCUAAGACCAAUGCAGACACUGCAGAUCCAUUUCAAGCAACCAUUAAAAACAAUGUACUCAGCGCCGCAGUGACAACUGAUGUCGUCCCCCACACUGUGGUGCCUGAAGUGGUGUGCGUUGGAAAAGAGGACGUUCCAGAAAGUAAUGCUGUCAAGGUUGAGUUGGCAACAGAUGAUUGUGAAACAUCUAAACGCAUUAUAAGGGACAACCCUGCAGGCUGGUGCUCCAAGGAAAAGUGCAAUCUGAAAAUCUUCCAAGACAGCAACACUAUGCUUGUGGCCAGUGAAGAUGCUACGUUGGCGUCUUUGGCUAGAGCACUUGAGGGUGAACAUUUGAAAGAAAAGCUGGGUGUGACAAAGACUGAGACCCCAUCAAGUUCCUCUGUCUUCUGGGGCAUCCUGGUCACUGGUCUGUUUGCCGCCCUUGCAAUUAUUGUAGGUUACCUCAAAUGCCAACGCAGGUCCGACACCAAGGGAGUGAGACUGGCGGAGGAGGCCUAUCCAGCAGAUCAGGAAAACCAGGGGAACACUCUUGUAUCUGUGGCCCCCCUCAACCCCCCUCCAGAAAGUCCGGAGAAACCCAGCGUAAACGGAGAGUCCCCGGAGGAGGCCAAGACCCAGCCUCCUCCUCCCACCAACGGCCACUCCACCACCAAGACAGCCGACACCGAGCUGUAAAAUAGUCCACAAAUAUUGGCAGCCCAGGAACUACCCCC
Molecule: messenger RNA, 1160 nt
Organism: Etheostoma cragini (Arkansas darter)
Lineage: Eukaryota; Metazoa; Chordata; Actinopteri; Perciformes; Percidae
Gene: cd34
Exons: 8
Coding region: 199-1122 (307 amino acids)
Biological process (GO): cell adhesion
Cellular component (GO): membrane
Source: RefSeq, a predicted model, not a curated record